AUCGGACUCAUCAAACUGUCCGAACCCGUCAAACCCGCGUUCGACGGCCAGGUGUACACCAUUAACAGCGCCUGUAUGCCCACCAAAGACAUUGUGAACGAGAACGAUGAGGACGCCCUGUUUUCCGGGUUCGGCGCAGUGGAUGCCUACGCCAAGAUCCAGUCGGAUGUGCUCAGAAAGACCCGGAUCACAAUCAUGGGACACCAGAAGUGCAUGGAUCAAAUCAAAUACGAUAAAGUGCCGGAAAACAUGUGCGCCACUGAGAAUGAGCAUAGCAUUUGUAAUGGCGACUCCGGCUCACCAUUAGUGCAAUUGGAUGGCAACCGGGCGGUCGUCAUAGCCAUAGCCGGUGGCAGUGAUCCCGACGAUAAAGAUUUAGGCCUUUGUUCGGCAGGUUUUCUGUACUUUACAAGAGUUUCAAUGUUUAUCGAUUGGAUCAGCGAUACCAUGAAGUUUGUGCCGCCCAUACACGUAGACCCCGCGCCCCCUCCCACGCCCACCAAAGAGGUGAAAGGUGUUGCGAGCCAUUCGCACGCCAUUCCCCACCAAAUGGUUUUGUUCGCUAAUUUGGUCGCUUUUCUUAUCACUUUUGUCGUGUAUUUUAACGGCCAAAGUAAUGGUGCCGAACAGACAAACUACGAGUACUACACGUCCGGUGGUAUCAAAUCGGGUCUGGGAGCCAAUACCGAGCAAUUCACUCUGAAUGGCAAACAAAUCACUUUAUUUAGCGGUUCUUUACAUUACUUCCGAUUACCGGCACAGUAUUGGAAGGACAGGCUGUUGAAGUUCAGGGCCGCCGGACUUAAUACGGUGCAGUCAUACGUGGCCUGGAACAUACACGAGGACAUCCCUGGUCAAUUUGACUUCGAGACCGGAUUCCGAAACCUGCGAGAGUUCCUCAAAGCCGUAAAAGAGGCCGAUAUGUUCUUCUGGAUCCGGAUCGGCCCCUACAUCAACGCCGAGUGGGAGUUUGGAGGCUUUCCCGGAUGGUUGCUCCGGGACCCUAACAUGAAGUUGCACUCCAACUACAAGCCAUAUCUAAACGCUGUGGAAACCUAUUUCAAAAAGGUUUUAGCCCUUAUCGAUGAGUUCCAGUUCCAAAAAGGCGGUCCCAUUAUAGCCCUGCAGUUUGAGAAUGAGUUCCGAGGCAUCCGUUCCCCUGAGGCUCAGGAGUACUUCGAUCUCAUGAAGAAUACCAUCGAUAAGAGUGGGUUCAAAGAGUUGUUGACUAACUGCGACCCCUUUGACUCACCCGCACAGGCCGUUAAGACUAUUCAAAAAGGUUGUAAAUAA
Oppiella nova is the source of this 1293-nucleotide messenger RNA. NCBI's taxonomy places the organism in Eukaryota, Metazoa, Arthropoda, Arachnida, Sarcoptiformes, Oppiidae. The record is from the annotation of a GenBank genome assembly.